CAAAACCCCUUUCCAUACCGCCAUUAAUAAUAAUGUUUCUUCUUCUUUUUCUUUCCUUCCUCUCUCUUCUUUCACUCCUCCCCCCGCCUCCACUCGCCGCCGCCUCCGCCGUCAUCACCACCGGCGCCGGCCACGCAAUUGCAUACCCCUCCUUCGAACACCUCAACGUCAAAGACUCCAUCGCCACCGCCACUCAGCUCCUCCGCCCCGCCGCCACCACCACCACCACCAACCAAUACACCGACAGCGGCGACAAUGCCUCCCCCCAAAACACCACCGCCAAGCUCCACCUCUUCCACCGCGACAAACUCCCAUCCUCCUGGCACAACGACCACCGCCGCCGCUUCGACGCCCGCCUGAAAAGAGACGCCCGCCGCGUCGCCGCCUUGAUCCGCCGCAGCCAUCGACCCUCCGACGUCUACCAGGCCGCCGACUUCGGCUCCGACGUCGUCUCCGGCAUGGACCAGGGCAGCGGCGAGUACUUCGUCCGGAUCGGCGUCGGCAGUCCCGCCCGGAGCCAAUACAUGGUCAUCGACUCCGGCAGCGACAUCGUGUGGGUCCAAUGCCAGCCCUGCCGCCAAUGCUACCACCAGUCCGACCCGGUUUUCGACCCGGCCGCCUCCGCCUCCUUCUCCGGCGUCUCCUGCUCCUCCACCGUCUGCGACCAAGUCGAGAAUUCCGGCUGCCACGCCGGCCGGUGCAAGUACGAAGUCUCCUACGGCGACGGAUCGUACACCAAAGGCACAUUGGCUCUAGAAACUCUCACCGUCGGCCACAUGACCAUCCAAAACGUCGCAAUCGGGUGCGGCCACAUGAACCGGGGGAUGUUCGUAGGCGCCGCCGGUUUAUUAGGCCUCGGCGGCGGCUCGAUGUCGCUCGUCGGCCAAUUGGGCGGCCAGACCGGCGGCGUGUUCAGCUACUGUUUGGUGAGUCGGGGCACCGAAUCAUCCGGGUCGUUGGAAUUCGGGCGAUCCACUUUGCCCGUCGGGGCUGCAUGGGUCCCGUUGCUCCGGAAUCCACGGGCUCCGAGUUUUUACUACAUCGGGUUAUCGGGUCUGGGUGUGGGCGGUACCCGGGUACCCAUAUCCGAGGACAUUUUCCGUCUGGACGAGCUAGGCAACGGCGGGGUGGUGAUGGACACCGGCACGGCGGUGACGCGGCUGCCGGCGGCCGCAUACGCGGCGUUCCGCGACACAUUUAUGGCACAGACCGCCAACUUGCCACGUGCUCCGGAGGUUUCGAUAUUCGACACGUGCUAUGAUCUAAACGGGUUUGUGACAGUCCGGGUUCCGACCGUAUCGUUUUUUUUGUCGGGCGGGCCGAUCCUGACCCUACCCGCCCGGAACUUCAUUAUUCCGGUGGACGAGAAGGGCACAUUUUGCUUUGCAUUUGCACCAUCGCCAUCAAGUUUGUCGAUAAUAGGAAACAUUCAACAAGAAGGCAUCCAAAUCACAUUUGAUGGGGCUAAUGGCUACGUGGGAUUUGGACCUAAUGUUUGCUAGUGAAAAAUUUUGAAGUGUCUAAAUUGUAGAGUAGUAUUUGCUUUGCCCAUUGAAGGGAAGUGUUUGUUACAUAUAUAUAUAUAUAUAGCAUAUAGUGAUAUAUAAGUUACACAUAGAUAUAUAUGUGUGUAUAAAAAGUGUCAUGUGGGCUAUUGUCUUAGGAAUGAAUAUUGGUGAUAUAUCCAAGAAAAUGGAGAUGUCCUCGUGCAAGAGCAAUAAAUGUAAUGAAAAAAAUAUGUGUAUAUUUAUGUUUGUGAAGCCAUCCAACUUUUGCAAAGACUUU
Andrographis paniculata is the source of this 1785-nucleotide messenger RNA. Its product is annotated as protein ASPARTIC PROTEASE IN GUARD CELL 2. The record is from RefSeq and is a predicted model, not a curated record. NCBI's taxonomy places the organism in Eukaryota, Viridiplantae, Streptophyta, Magnoliopsida, Lamiales, Acanthaceae. Gene Ontology annotation, biological process: proteolysis. Gene Ontology annotation, molecular function: aspartic-type endopeptidase activity. The coding region runs from base 33 to 1502 and encodes 489 amino acids. The transcript has a single exon.